Molecule: messenger RNA, 638 nt
Organism: Gigantopelta aegis
Lineage: Eukaryota; Metazoa; Mollusca; Gastropoda; Neomphalida; Peltospiridae
Exons: 4
Coding region: 16-483 (155 amino acids)
Source: RefSeq, a predicted model, not a curated record
GUCGUGCUGGGGUUGAUGGGAACACGGACAGGUGAGAGGACUGACAUUUGCGAGGACAACGACGACUGCAGUAUGUUGCUUGCAGCUAUUGUUCUCUGUCUGGUUCCUUUGGCAACCUGCCGUUGCCAUGGUUCCCACACUUACCACGCGACUGGAACGGGGUACUACCCAGCGGAUGAUCCGAUAGAGGGCGGCUUUCUGGACAUGCGUGGUCACAAACUUCAUACUUUACAGGAUUUUCUAGAAGGACAUGCCUCCUACGUGAGUGUUGCUAUGGACAACAGGGCAGGGAUAGCAUAUGGUACCCGGAUCUGCAUACCCGAGAUGGACGCAAAGUAUAACAGACACAUUGUGUUUGAGGUUGUUGACACAGGGAGUGCGUUCUACGGUAAAGGUCACAGUCGAAUAGACAUCUGUGUUAGAAACCGAGCGCUCUCCUAUGACGACACCAUCAAUGGACGACUUACCUUGGUCUUCCCUUGAACUUCUCUGACGUCACAAUCAGGGGGACCAUUCAACUUGGGGUUUUCCUGAUACACUACAGAAACGCUAAUCUGUACAAAAUACGGAAUUCGACUGCUAAUACUAAAAAAAAACAACUAAAAAAAAAAAAAGAUAAUAAAUCAAUCGAAUUUGAA